AUGUCCUCGGAAGGAAAUGUUACCUUGGCAUCGACUGUCCUCGGCACUAUCGGGACAGUCCUAUGGUGCAUUCAGUUGAUACCGCAGAUCUGGUACAACUGGCGACGAAAGAAUACAGAUGGAUUUCCCGCUGCGAUGAUGUUUCUCUGGGCCAGCUGUUCGGUUCCAAUGGGCGCAUAUCUGAUCUUGCAGCAAGUCAAUCUCCCGUUACAGAUCCAGCCUCAGAUUUUCGGGUUCUUUUCUCUUGUUAGUUGGGGUCAGAUUCUUUACUAUAAUCAUAACUAUAGCAGAACCAAGGCAAUCUUGAUCCCAUAUAACAACGGCGUGAAAUGGCCCGAUAUCGUGGUUGGCGUCGUAGCAACCAUCCUCCUCAGCUUGGGACUCCUGCCACCAUACUUUGAACUGUGGAAGCGAGACGGCCGAGUGAUUGGUUUCAAUUGGGUCUUUCUCGCCAUUGAUACCUUCGGCGGACUGUUUUCUCUUUUUGCAUUAGCGGCACAGGGCUCAUUCGAUGUGUUGGGAGGGAUCAUGUAUAUUUUAGUGGUGGUCCUCGAGGCGGGGAUUUAUAUUAGCCACAUUGUCUGGCGGAUUCGCUAUCGCAAGCUGCUCAAGGAAGCCAAAGAGACAGGGAAGAGCAUUGAUGAGUUACUUGCGAGAGACGGUACACAGGACACAGGGGACCCUGAGAAGGGGUUUGUUCCUGCUUCUCCUGGGGAUGUUGGGAACCAAAGACAAAAGCAGGGGGCAUCAAUACCUCAUAUUGAACGUGGUGAGAUUGAGAAACUCUGA
This is a messenger RNA of Penicillium bovifimosum, 789 nucleotides long. RefSeq names its product PQ-loop repeat-containing protein. Lineage: Eukaryota; Fungi; Ascomycota; Eurotiomycetes; Eurotiales; Aspergillaceae. Bases 1 to 789 code for a protein of 262 amino acids. The record is from RefSeq and is a predicted model, not a curated record. The transcript is spliced from 7 exons.